Oikopleura dioica is the source of this 1209-nucleotide messenger RNA. The record is from the annotation of a GenBank genome assembly. NCBI's taxonomy places the organism in Eukaryota, Metazoa, Chordata, Appendicularia, Copelata, Oikopleuridae.
AUGCGCGUUUUUGGCAUUUUGCUAGGUCUGUUUGGCGCUUCUUCGCAAGAUAUAAACUCAGUUGCCAGCAUUUGCACAUGCGACUUGACUAAUAAGUGCGACUUUAAUUGUUGUUGUGAUUCGAGCUGUACGGCCGAAGAUAAAGCUCUCUUCUCGGAUUGCAUAAAAGUCCCUGGCUUAGAUGUGGAUACACAAUUUUGUACCUUUUCAAAACUUGCGCAGUCACAGUACGAAUUCACGACAGUUUCAACUGAUUCCUCGAAUCCACUUUGCAUCAAAAUCGACAACACAGACUUCCGCGAGAGCUUCGUUGCUUCAGACCCGAUCACAACAGCCGAGGCUCUUAACAACGCGAUCACCAACAUUGAUGUGAACCCAUGGCCUACUCCAGCAGUAUCAGUUGGAAUAAGUUUUCUGUCCGAACGAGAGUCAUCAUGCUUUCACAACACGCAGACUGACUGUGGAACUGGCAACUGGCUCGACUCAUCAACUUUUCUGACGAUCACUCCUUCUGGAAUCACUCCUACGAUCUCCUGCUUAGAUUCAGCAGGCAACGCAAUGACUUGUCAGCCUAGUUCUUACGCUACUUCCACCUGCUCCAACGCUGUGGUCAAAUCAGAAAUAAACUUUACCUUCGCCAACGGAGCAAUAACUGCAGUGACGAUAAUUAACACCUUGAAAGAUGUCUCAACUGCGGUCACUUCUCAGACAAUCUCACUUUCCUUCUUACCCCAGGAUACAAAAUUCUUCUCUGGUAAUCCAGGUUACAUUGUCGGUCGCCCGCUCCGACAGAUCAAAGUGGAGAGCGGCUCAAAUGUCGCUGGAGAUUACACAUUCAGAGCGAUGGACAGAACGAUUUGCGAUAACAUUAACGACGCUUUCUUCGAUCGAUCUCACAUUGUCAACUUUGGCAUUGACUACUCUGCGUCUUGUGUUUAUCAAGUUGCCACUGAUGCGACUUGUGAUGCUACUCAAGCUCUUAUCAAAAACGCUCUGCGGCAACAAGAGUCGAAGCUCUUUGCCGCCUUUGGAAAUGUACUCGCCGAUGCUGAAGACCAAUCUCUCUGGCUCGCUCCAAUCUGUUCAAAUGACAAUUGCGAGCCUUCUGCUCAAUGUGAUGUUUCCCAAAACACUUUCGUCUCAGGCCUCCAUUACCGGAUCUUCUAUCAAAACACCGGCUAUAUUCAAGCGCCUCAAAAAAAGGUUUGA